CGCCUCGUGCGCAUGUUGUUUUUGACAUGUCGGCCGUGAGACAAUCGUAGUCAAGAGUCGGGAAGCCGGUCUCACUGGAUGAAUUCCUAGUGCGACAAGGCUUUUACCAAGUGCGUAAUGGCAGAAGCUGUAAACGGACCCUGUGAUGGGGCCUUAGGUUGGACGCAAUUCUGCGAACAAGAGGCAGCAAAGGCUGCAGUUGAUUUCGUUAGGAACUUCCGCCUAUACAUCACAGACAACCCGUCCCAUAAUAAUCAACCGGAGAGAUUUGCCAAACGUUUCGUGGAGCAUUUUCUCGAACAUUUUGAGCUGGAGACAAACGUACGACGCUCUGUAGAGGUGUCGCCAGGUACUCGUGCUCAUAACAGAGACGGUAGUGGGGACAGAACUGCUUUAGACAGGGGAAACCAUUCCCCUGAUAACAUCAGAGAACCCCUUGUGCAGAAUCACUCACUAGAUCAUGAUGAUUAUACGGACGAUAAUACAUCUCCUUCGCCUAAAUCAAAUAGGUCAUUUUUCAGAAGACUGUCAUUUAAGGGAUUUAGGAAAAAUAGCCACAAAAAGGUGCUCAUCAAACAGAGGUCUGAUGAAGUUGAAUUGUCUCCAGCUUCCACGCACCAGACCCCAGGAAAACGACUGAGAAAUUUUCUCAGUAAAGCUGGUGGUAGUGGGGAGAAAGAAAAACAAAAGUUGGUUCAAUCAGGAAUUGAGGAAAUUAAACGUGAUGGACUGGUAAACAGACUUAUUGAUGAAGAAGGUAGUAAUGGCAAAACCAAAUGGGAGAAGUGUAGACUUGCAUUAGUUAAAACUGCUGGUGGAUUUAUGCUGGAGAUCUAUUCACCACCAAAGGCUGUCAAACCUAAGAUUGGAGUGUUUUGUUUCCUGAUCACUGAAGCAAGGGAAACCACUGCAUUAGAGAUGCCAGACAGAGAGAAUGCAUUUGUUUUAAAGGCUGACAGGAAUUUAGAGUAUGUGUUUGAGACUUGCAGUGCAGCAGACAUGCAAAUGUGGCUAGAAGAUAUCAAAGAAAGCAUGGGCCCAAACAACAGAAAUGGUCGCAGCUUGCCAAGUCUCCAACCUUCAUUACAUGAAGUUUCUGAUACCACACCAAUAUUAUACAAUGACCACAGGCUGUCUAGAGGCAGUGAUGUUAGCAGUGACAAUCCCCCAGAACUGCCACCAAGAACACCGACACGUGUGGGAGAUGGGGCACACCCACUCCACCUGUCUAGAAACAGUUCAGGAGACAUGGCUGGAUCACCUAGGUCAGAGAGUGGGUUUGGAGAAUUUAUAGCAAGAGAGCCCCUUGGGCCUGAUUGUUAUGUGGAUCAACAGCUUCGAGAGUACCCCUGGUUCCAUGGUACCCUAUCUCGCAUGGAGGCUGCCCAGCUAGUGUUACAACAUGGGGCUGAUGGCCAUGGGGUGUUCCUGGUUAGGCAGAGUGAGACGAGGAAGGGGGAAUAUGUCCUAACUUUCAACUUCCAAGGAAGAGCUAAGCACUUGCGGAUGACCAUAAACAAUGAAGGCCAGUGUAGAGUUCAGCACCUGUGGUUUCAGACCAUAUUCGAUAUGCUGGAACACUUCCGCACUCACCCCAUUCCUCUAGAGUCUGGAGGCACCUCUGAUGUCACACUGUCUGAUUAUGUAGUAGGGGCUAAUCACUUAUCACCAGGACAUAUUGGAGGUCACCAAGGUCAAUCUGGGGGUCAUCAGAGUCAUGCUGGAGGUCACCAGGCCCAAGGUCAUAUUCAAGGUCAACGGCAUAGCCCAACAGGAGGGGCUUCUUUAACCAGUGGUUUCCGUAGUGGUGGAAUGGUACUUCAUGGGGGUAAUGAGCAAGGCAGGGAUGUUCUUCCAACCAACAGUGGUUCUGUACGUACGAGGACAGAAUCCAUGGAACAGCUGAUUAUAAGGGACUCAACGCCUCCCUUACAGCCUCAACAAACUACACUGAAUCUGCAUGGAAGAGCAGUGGAGAACCAUUAUUCUUUUGUCUGAGUAACAUUUAUUAGAUUGAUAAAAUGCUUAAAUGAGGUAAUAUUAACUUGUGACACCUGCUGAUUCUUGCCUGUAUUUAUAGUCCAAAAUUUUGAAUUAUAUUUGAAGCCUGCUUCAAUGGGGAUCAACAGAGAUAGCCUUUUAUGAUGCUGUAGGCACUGGGUGUCAUCAUAUGUGACUAGACAUGAGAUGUGGUUCACUUGUUAGUGAUUGGAGUGAAACUCUGUUCCUAGGAAUGUUGUUCUUAAAAGCAAUACAAAAAGGGUGUGCAUAACAUGACUAAUUUUUACUGUGUGCAAUGGACUAAAAAUUUACUGAAUUUGAGAGAAAACAAUUACAGAAAUAUCCGUAGAUAAAUUUUGUCAGCUUUUAUUCAUUGCACUGUGUUAUCUAGUCAGCCAUUACUUAUAACCCACUCUCUUCCAAGUCCGAUGAAAUCCCACAAGACUGGGCUAUCUUGGAUGAUCCCUAUUUUCAGCUGCCAAUUUGGAUGUUACCCUUGGUACUGCUUUGAACAAGAAUAUUGCUUUCAGUAUUAAUUACCUAUGGUGAAAUGAAAGACUGAUGUGAGAGAAGAAUAUAUAAAUGUAACAUAGUAAGUUGAGAUUGUUACAAUAUCUGCUUUGGUCCUGUGUAAUGGUUAAGAGUGAAAAUUCCUCGUUUGGGAUAACCUUUUCCAUUUUUGACACAAACUUUUCAAUCUUACUAAGAGGAUUUAAGCUUUGAAAUGGUAUUCUCUUGUCUCUAGGGUACAUUGUUGUUUUGUACUUCAACAGUGUCUCAUUUAUAGGGAGUUGAGGUUUUGUUGCAUUGAUUUGUACAGUGGAACAUACCAUGUUUUGUUGUUCUUGUUAACCUGUUGAAAUCAAGAGUAUUGAUAGCUAGGUAAAAACAAUUAUUACAGUGAUAAGUAGAGAAGUGUGGAUUUCAUUUUGUUUUUAAGAGAGUAGAUAAAUGUGUGAAGUUUUUUAUUAGCAGAAUAUUUUGUUCAUUAGUGAGUAAAACAAGGUUGUUCAUUUAUUAUCAAACUUACAUCUACAGAACUCAAUGGCUGCUAGCUUAAAGGGUAUUUUUUGUUCAUUGUACAAGAAAGGUACAUGCUCUUUGUUAAGGGAGAGUGGACCAUUUAACAGACAUCUCAUAAGAAUCUAAGCAUAAAGGCUAAGCUUUUUCUUACAGUGGGAGAUUGACAUAGUAAUCCUGUUCCAAUUUUUUCAUUUAAUGCCCACAUAACUUGUUUUUGAUUUGGUAUAAUUCUUAGUAAAAUUCCUUUUAGUAUAUUGCACUUUUUUGUUUCAAGGUUUUGACCAAUACUUUUAUUUAUUUUAUUAAGAAAUGAAAAAUGUGUUAUUGUAAUUUCAAUAUGUUUUUUUUUUUUACUUGGACCAUGUUGUCAUUUCUGGCAAUGCUGUUAGAUUUCGUUAUUGUACUUUCAUUCCUAAAGGAUUUAAAAAAAAAAUCCCCCAAAUUUGAGCAGGAUAUGUUAGGAAACAUAGGUCAUAGAACUUUUUUCUUUGUUUUUCUGUUUGACAGUUAUAGAUUUUUUUUUCAUUAAGUCUAUGUCUCAUGCUUGUUUUGUGUGUGCUAAUUAUUUAUUGACUUAAAUAUUUAAAUCAUGUUUUUUUUUUCAUUUUUAAUUUUUAAGUGUUGUUCUUUUUUUCAUGAUUUAUGUACAUUUAAUUAUGUCCACUUCAGAGGGGAUGGUUUUACCUCAUGACCCACAUAAUCAAUCAUGCUCUGGUCACAAGAACCUAAUGCAUUCACUGUUUAUUAAGCAGCUUUUUUAGAGUAAUAUUACCUGACUAAAUCCCAUGGUGUUCAACGAUAGACCAUCUUUGACUCGAAAACCAAAAGUUUUUUUUCACUGUUACACGAAUUAUAUGAAAUCUUAGAUGAAAUUAGAUUAUAUGUUUAUCUUACCUAGUGAUUGGUAGUUAAAUAUUACUUGAUUUAAAGUGGUAAUGAUGGGUGUGAUACUGUGCAUCACAAUAGUAUGCGAGGUGUACCAGUUACAUGACAGUUUCAAUUUUGUAUUAUCUGAUCAAUUACUUUUGCCAGAGAUGACUCUCACUCACCUCUGCAUAAACCCUUCUUAGCAAGUUAAUGUUGGUGGAUACGUUGAAAUGAAAUUUCAUUUUUCUCUUUUUGUGCUGUUAAUGUCAAAAAAUUGAGAUUAAAAAAUGCACUAUUUUUAAAAGUGAGGAUGUGUAGUAAUAUUGAUAUAAUAAAAUUGCAGUUAAACAAAAAGGUUUACCUUUAGAUUGAUAGAUUAUAUUAAGGUUAUGUAUUUCAAAAUACACUUUUGUUCUAAAUACUGUUGUAAACAUAUGGUAUUCAAAAUGUGCAAGGUAUGUUUAUGCCUGUAUGAUUUUAUUUCUUACUGUUUCAAUAUAUAUGUAAAAAACUGAAAUUCAUGUAUAACAAGAGUUAAAGGAACUCUUAACACGAAAAACAGUUAUCUUCCCCCCUUCCCCCCCCCCUCCCCCACCUUGAAGGUUUCAACACAUCUCCACCAUCCCUUAAUAGUUAAUACAUAACCAGCAUUGCCCCUCUGACAUGGACACACUGAUUUCAGGUUGAUUUUUCUAAGAUUAACUUAAGCCAAUUGUAUUUUGUACACAGAUUCAAUUUUCAUUUACAGUAAAAGUGCACUUUUUUGCACAAGUAGUAAUUUCGACGUUUGGUGAGCACAUAACUGGCAUUAAAGAUAUUUGUGCAGGUAAUAUGAAUUGAAAGUAAAUAGAUAAAUACUGUAAAAACUUCUCUGAGCUGUCUCUUCAAGGUUACAUAGAAAGUUCAAGAAAAUAAUGACAUCAUAUAAUAAACUAGCUUGAUGCUUUGUGAUUUUAUAGCCUCAUUUUGUGUUACAGUACUUACAAUAUUGCAUUCAAUUUCAACAAAUGAUUUUGGGGAUGAAUGUAUUAUUCCCGAAAGUGACCAUCUUGCUCUCAUAAGAAAAGUGGUUUUAAGAGAACAGAUAUAGAUGUGUGCAAUCUUGAAACGGUAUUUGAACUUGCUGUAAGAUGAAGGAAUUCCCUAUUACUGGACAAGGUUGCAUUCAGAUUAAAGCAGAAAAUAUCUGCAGUCUGUAUUCUUAUAUGAUGCAACAGUGUAUAUAUGAGUUUUUGUGGAACCAAAUCCUUCAGUAGCUUUAAAAUAAGGUUUAUUUUUUACAAUGAUUUUUCAGCAGAUUUUUGCAAUAAAUUAUGCUAGUUAUGUUGAAGAAGAUGCCUGCAUGAAAAUCUAAUAAAGGUAUGAUCAACAAAGUAUGAUUUUCUGUGUUGAUGCCAAACAUUUUGAUGUUUCUAUGGAAUUAGGUGUAGGUCCUUGAAGUAUGAAAUAAGCC
Molecule: messenger RNA, 5344 nt
Organism: Lingula anatina
Lineage: Eukaryota; Metazoa; Brachiopoda; Lingulata; Lingulida; Lingulidae
Product: SH2B adapter protein 1
Biological process (GO): intracellular signal transduction
Cellular component (GO): plasma membrane
Molecular function (GO): transmembrane receptor protein tyrosine kinase adaptor activity
Source: RefSeq, a predicted model, not a curated record